Molecule: messenger RNA, 967 nt
Organism: Trichomycterus rosablanca
Lineage: Eukaryota; Metazoa; Chordata; Actinopteri; Siluriformes; Trichomycteridae
Gene: atp6v1e1a
Product: ATPase H+ transporting V1 subunit E1a
Exons: 9
Coding region: 131-811 (226 amino acids)
Biological process (GO): proton transmembrane transport
Cellular component (GO): proton-transporting two-sector ATPase complex, catalytic domain
Molecular function (GO): proton-transporting ATPase activity, rotational mechanism
Source: RefSeq, a predicted model, not a curated record
UCAGCAUUAGCAUAGCUGCUCUCAACAAAUAAAGUUUAAUCGCUUUAACGGUCUUCUUAAAAAAAAACAACUUUUAAUUAUUUUCACUUUUUCAUCUUUUGUCGUAGCUUUUCUGCAGUAGGAAACAAUCAUGGCUCUCAGUGACGCCGAUGUUCAGAAACAGAUUAAACACAUGAUGGCCUUCAUAGAGCAAGAGGCCAAUGAGAAGGCAGAGGAAAUUGAUGCAAAGGCAGAGGAAGAAUUUAACAUUGAGAAGGGGCGCCUUGUGCAGACUCAGAGGCUCAAAAUAAUGGAGUACUAUGAAAAGAAAGAGAAGCAGAUUGAGCAGCAAAAGAAAAUUCAGAUGUCCAAUCUGUUUAACCAGGCCAGACUGCAGGUGCUUAAGGCUCGGGAUGAUUGGAUCAUGGAUCUUUUAAACGAGGCACGUAAACGGUUAGCAGAGAUCGCCAAAGACCCAUCCCAGUACUCAUCUCUGCUAGAAGGAUUAAUACUACAGGGCUUUUAUCAGCUGCUUGAGCCCAAGGUAACAAUCCGCUGCCGAAAGGAAGACGUGGCCAUGGUGGAGGCUGCUGUCCAAAAAAAUAUUGCCAUCUACAAAGAAACAGUGAAGAGUAAAAUUGAAGUCCACAUUGACAAGGAUCAUUUUCUCUCACCUGAUUUAUCUGGCGGUGUGGAGGUGUAUAAUGCUAACGGGAAGAUCAAAGUGUCCAACACACUGGAGAGCAGACUGGAUCUUCUUGCUCAGCAGAUGAUGCCUGAAAUCCGAGUUGCUCUGUUUGGUGCUAACCAAAACCGCAAGUUUAUGGACUAACAUGCUGUGACCAAAGAAGUAAAAAGGACAGGAGUUGAACUUAAUAAACUAUGCAAGGCGUGCAAGAACUUAUAUUUUUCUCAUUUGAAUUUUAUAACUUGUUUAUUUCUUUUUCUCUUGAUAAAGGGACUGGAAUAAAAAGUGUAAGUGAUUUUG